This is a messenger RNA of Trichoderma gamsii, 1653 nucleotides long. RefSeq lists its product as hypothetical. Gene Ontology annotation, molecular function: DNA-binding transcription factor activity, RNA polymerase II-specific; zinc ion binding. The annotation marks the transcript as partial. The record is from RefSeq and is a predicted model, not a curated record. Gene Ontology annotation, biological process: regulation of DNA-templated transcription. The transcript has 4 exons. NCBI's taxonomy places the organism in Eukaryota, Fungi, Ascomycota, Sordariomycetes, Hypocreales, Hypocreaceae.
GGCAACGCAAGUUUAUUACUAAUCCACUGCCAUAAACUGAAGCUCCAAGGCCAACUCCGAGGACUUUCAUUAAUCGUAUCUUGGGUUGGUCCAAUUCAUGUUUAUUUUAUCUCACCCUGUCCGCGGACAAUCAAAUUCGGCAUGCCGUUCUCUCGCCAAAAGUCUUGCACUCAUUGCAAGCAGUCAAAGUUGCGGUGUAACCGGGCCACUCCGACUUGUUCACGCUGUGCUGAGCGGAACCUGCUAUGCGAUAUACGCGAAAUCCAUGUAUCGCCAUAUUCGUCUUCGCGCCGUUCAAAAGGUCUUCGACAAGAAACUGUGGACACUGAAGCUUUUGAGUAUCAGCACAGUGACUUUGGAUUCCCAUCGGUCAACUAUGAUGAAGUCUCAACUAGUGCGGCUAUAACCCUCGAUGAUGAGAAUGUUGCCUCCCACUGGAUGGCCAUCGACAGCUUGGAAACCCUGGACCCCAAAGGUCUUGACUCUGGAAUUGAUAACUUUGGUCUUGAAGCUUUUGAGGCCCAGUUUGGCCCGCAAGUUAUGUCCGAGUCAGGACACUCAGGAGAGAAUGAUAUCCAGACGUGGACAUCUGCCCGCUUAGCUGACCCUGGCAAUUCUGAUCCAAUUUCAUGUUGGGAUACUCCAUCUCUCUUAGAUGAAUCUAAUUUGGAGACUACCAUCACCUCAUGCGAAGACAUACCGUCCACCCUGGCUGUACGGACUCCCUCCAACACAGAGUCACUACGCAGCCGCCCAAUCCUUAAAGGCUGCAUGCUGACCAACAUCAUCCUGGGACAAAUCACCGGCUAUCCAAAGAUGCUUGUCCUAGGAGACCGCCUUCCUCCAUUUAUACAUGCGCCUUGCUAUACAGAUGAGAGGCUUGCUCCGGAGUGCGGCGAGAUGGGCAAGCACCAAUGCCUGCCAAAGAGUCUCGCCAUUUGUGCCAGUCUGGUGGAUAUGUUCUAUUCGCGGACAGAAGCCAAUGCUGAUUUCGUCUGGCAAACGAUCUACUCUGAGGGAAAGAGAUUGCGUCAAGAGUAUAAAACCUUGGACUCAUACGGUCAACUUACUGCCUUACAAGCGGUUAUCAUAUAUAUCCUUCUCCAAGCUCAAGACUCUGAGACAGCAGAAAGAAAUGGCGCCAAUGCUCUACUCCUUAUCAUGAUGGAACUCUUCACUUGCCUCACUGAAAGCAUUGACUGGGAUAUAUGUGUCUUCACAGAAACAUCGGACAAACAACAAUGGGUAUUAAGAGAGUCAUUGAGACGGAUAGUCGCCUUGCUCGGCCUCGUCGAGCUCCUAUUUGAAGGCCUGAUCCCGCCUCAUGCAACUCAAGCCAACCCCCCCUACAAAAACUUCCGGUCAACUCCUUUACCAAGCCAACGUGACCUGUGGGAAGCUCGCACCAACAGGUCCUGGAAGCGAGAACUCAAGCGCUACCUCUCAGGCCGGACGUCGCAAGAGGUGCUGACCGUUGGAGACCUGCUUGAGUUAGAUAGCGCAGGCUGUUUUAAGAAUACGUGGAAUAAUCAGCAGGCCUAUACUAAGUUACCGGAUGCGGUCAGUUGGUGCGGAAACUCUGAUUCGUUGGGUAUGUUGAUUUGGAUGGUACUUCCGUUUCAGAAAUGGAGAAAGAGAGAUGCACUCUGGUGA